CAAAUAUGAAAAAGGUUAAAAGAAUGAAGGAAAAGGUCAAAAGAGCAAAGAUGAAAAAGGUAAAAGAGCUAAGAGAAGGUCAAAAGAGCGAAGAUAAAAAAGGUGAAAAAGCCAAGGGAGUGAAGAGUGAAGGUGUAAAAGGUCAACGAACUCGUGCAUCCAG
Messenger RNA from Dentiscutata erythropus, 163 nucleotides. The record is from the annotation of a GenBank genome assembly. Lineage: Eukaryota; Fungi; Glomeromycota; Glomeromycetes; Diversisporales; Gigasporaceae.